AUGGAAAGCCAUUAUUGUCGUAAAAAGACUUCAAAAUUGUACCUUGAAACUUUAUGGGAGUCAAAAGCUCAACUUUUGAAAGUUUACAAUAACGAGUUCUGCAAAGAUAAUAACUGCGAUCCUGUUAGCAUUGCGACAUUUAGUGAGGUUUUUGAACAAAUGAAUUUAAGCCUAUAUCAGCCAAAAAAAGACGCUUGCGAUCUUUGCGAGAAAUACAAGACCAAGAAUGUAAGUGAGGAAGAAUACAAAUGUCAUAUCAAAAAAAAAGAAAGUGCAAGAGUAGAAAAAGAAAGCGACAAGAAAAGCACAAAAGAAGUAACUAUGGACUUGCAAGCAGUACAAUUAUGUCCUAGAUCAAAUGUUUUGCUCACUUUAUUUUAA
Molecule: messenger RNA, 381 nt
Organism: Diatraea saccharalis (sugarcane borer)
Lineage: Eukaryota; Metazoa; Arthropoda; Insecta; Lepidoptera; Crambidae
Source: the annotation of a GenBank genome assembly